AGUGUUUUAUUGGUGCACCUCAUCAUCUCACUUUCCACCGGCUUGUCUUUGUCGGAACCUGUCGAAAGACAUUUUACAUGAACUUCCUUCCAAGAAUAUAUGAAUUGACAGAUUGCCUCAAGAGCAAUGUGGGUUUAUAGUGGGCUUUCGAUGCACAUGUGCACGCAAAUGCUCUUUGCUGGCUAUUCUUCGACAGGUUCAUCCACGCCGUUAAGCAUGAAGAUGUAUUCUGACACGUUGACACGCGGCUUCGCUUUGUUGCACACCAUUCUACCCCAACGCACGAGGUAACUGGAGCAUCACGCGCGCAUCAUGUUCCCGGUUUAUACCAGCUAGCUAUGAGUAUGUAUGAAUCCUCACAUGAAAAAUGUUUAGCCUUCAUUUCAGUGCAUCCGAGCAGCGCUAAUGUGUUGUGUGCUUGAUACGAUGCUUUCAUUUUCUUUGACAUGAGUCAUUGGGAGACAAGAUUCCUAUAAAAGGGCUGCGUUCACAACCAUCUGAAUCAAUAUUUAAAAGACAAGAGCAUAAUGACAUUUCAUACGACGAGAUAAAACAAAUGAAUUUAAAUUGGAAUUGAAAGACGCAAUUUUCUUAAUUAAAGCCUUGCUAAUAAUGACAUUCGUUAUUUACCGCUUUAAGACUUUUCGGCGUAAUCUUAGCCAAAUACAUGGCUUUGCUGGAGCUGUGUGGUUUCCCGCGUUUACCAGGUUCCGCGUGGAACCACUCUCGCGGCCUCCUCUCGGACGCCUCGCUGCUUCCGAGAAACGAAGCCAGGAAUAGCUCCUCGGAUACCUGGACUUGGAGACCCACAAACCCCCCAUUAAGCUUCUACAUACCUGUAGCAGACUACCUGGAAGAGAGCCCAUUACAGUUUGGCCAAAUCCGUUCCUCUCCUCCUCCAGAAUCCUCCAUCACACCAGACUCCAUCCUCUCAGCUCUCUCUCUCCCCCUUAGCCUCCACCCGUUCGCCUCCUCCCGCUCCGUCCCCCUUCCCUUCCCCCUCUCCCACGGCACCACCACACUGGCCUUCCUGUUCCAGGGCGGGGUGAUCGCGGCGGCCGACACCAGAUCCAGCUGUUCGGGCCUGGUCGCCUGUCCAGCCUCCCAAAAGAUACUGCCGGUCCAUUCCCACCUGGUGGGCACCACGUCGGGCACGUCUGCCGACUGCGCCCUCUGGAAGCGGAUCCUCUCCAGGGAGCUCAGGUUGUACCAGCUGCGUCACGGCCGGAGGCUAUCCACAGGGGGCGCCGCUAAGCUGCUGGCCCACAUGCUGCAUCCGUUCAAGGGGACGGAGUUGUGUGUGGCAGCCACACUGUGCGGCUGGGACGGGGGAGAGGUGGAGGGCUGCCCUCUGCACCAGGUGGAGGUAGGACUGGAGGCAGUGGAGGCAGGUGAAGAGGCAGGGGGGGAGGCAGUUUCUGAGGCAGUGGAGGCAGUUCCAGAGGUAGACAGAGACACACGCCCAGAACCAGGGUCAGACAACAGUAAGAGUGACCACAAGAGACCUCGAACAUCCCUUUCCUCCACGCCCGUAGCCUGGAGGAAGAGCCAGUGUCUCCGCCCCUCCACCAGGGGGCGCCAGUGCACUGCUGGAGGCAGGCAGGGAUUCUCAGGGCCCAGCCUGUACUACGUGUGCAGUGACGGCACCCGCCUGCAGGGGGAGCUGUUCUCCGUGGGCUCCGGCUCACCUUAUGCGUACUCGGUGCUGGACGGCCAGGUGCGCUGGGGCCUGAGCGUGGGCGAGGCGGUGGGCGUGGCCAGGGAGGCCGUGUUCAGAGCCACGCACAGAGACGCCUACUCUGGGAACUGUGUCGACCUGUACCACGUCACCGCACAGGGCUGGACGCGCAGACAGAGGGAGGAACUGAAGGAGGAGUACUAUAGGGAGAAGGAGGAGAGA
Hypomesus transpacificus is the source of this 1900-nucleotide messenger RNA. Its product is annotated as proteasome subunit beta type-5-like. The annotation marks the transcript as partial. Gene Ontology annotation, cellular component: proteasome core complex. NCBI's taxonomy places the organism in Eukaryota, Metazoa, Chordata, Actinopteri, Osmeriformes, Osmeridae. The transcript has a single exon. The record is from RefSeq and is a predicted model, not a curated record.